Linum trigynum is the source of this 855-nucleotide messenger RNA. The record is from the annotation of a GenBank genome assembly. NCBI's taxonomy places the organism in Eukaryota, Viridiplantae, Streptophyta, Magnoliopsida, Malpighiales, Linaceae.
AUGUCCUGGAAUGUGGGCGGUGCAGGCAGCAGGGCUUUUCUUCGAGCACUGAAGCUUCUUACCAAUCAGCACAAGCCAGACAUCCUCAUUCUUCUGGAGCCCCAAAUUAGUGGCACGACUGCCGACCUGGUCUGCGAGAAGCUUGGAUACCCGGACAUUGCUCGAGUUGAUGCGAACGGUAGAAGUGGUGGAAUUUGGUUGUGCUGGGACAAGAAAGCUUUUGACGUGGAGAUCACCUCUGCUUGCUUUCAGCAUCUCACGGCUAAGAUUACUUCCGCCAAUCUCUCGAGUUUCCUGCUUACCGCAAUCUAUGCUUCUCCUAAUUAUCAGCUGCAGCCGAGUCUGUGGAAUUCCCUCAUUACCUUCAGCUCCACGAUCUCUCUGCCGUGGUUGUUAACUGGGGAUUUUAAUGCCUUCAGAUCCUUGAAUGAGAAGUCGGGACUCGCCACGACUAGCACGGCUCGUCGCUGCCGAAUCUUUAACAAUUUCAUCGAUCAGGCUAACCUUAUUGAUUUGGGUUUUUCAGGUCCUCGUUUCACCUGGUCAAGAGGAGACACUGCGAGCAAUUAUAAAGCUAGCAGGAUUGAUAGGAGUCUUUGCAACAGCACUUGGAAUGAGUGUUUUCCGAACUCUACUGUGAUCCAUCUUCCGCGUAUGCAAUCGGAUCAUUCCCCUAUCCUCACCUCAAUUGGGGGGCGAAGCCCCACCAACUCUCCUUCUCGCCCUUUUCGCUUUGAGGCCUCUUGGUUAGCUCACGAUGAUUUUGCCUCGUUUCUGACAGGUACUUGGGAUGACGGCAGCCCGUUGCACACAGCAUUGCAAGCCUUUGCAGAUCACCUCAAGGAGUGGAGCUAG